Messenger RNA from Boleophthalmus pectinirostris (great blue-spotted mudskipper), 2591 nucleotides. It is a transcript of the gene pacsin2, whose product is annotated as protein kinase C and casein kinase substrate in neurons 2. The transcript is spliced from 10 exons. Bases 208 to 1509 code for a protein of 433 amino acids. Gene Ontology annotation, molecular function: phospholipid binding; protein binding. Lineage: Eukaryota; Metazoa; Chordata; Actinopteri; Gobiiformes; Gobiidae. Gene Ontology annotation, biological process: plasma membrane tubulation; cytoskeleton organization; regulation of endocytosis. Gene Ontology annotation, cellular component: plasma membrane; cytoplasm; endosome. The record is from RefSeq and is a predicted model, not a curated record.
CUGUGCGUAAUGCAGGACGCGGACUGUAGCCUGUGUCAGUCACAAGUCGAUGGUGCCGCGGAGGAGGAAAACACAGUGGAAAGAUUAGUAAAAGGCACUAAAACCAUUUUAAUUCCGCAAAUCAAUCGCUGCUUUUCAAUCGGAAUAGAUACACUAAAGUUUUUUCUUCCAGGCCCUGCACGCUGAGUGUGAAUUAGGGCAGCAGAGAUGUCGGGCUCCAUGGAUGGCUCCAUGAUUGAUGUGUCCAGUGACAGCUUCUGGGAGGUUGGGAACUAUAAGCGCACAGUGAAGCGGGUAGACGAUGGCCACAGACUUUGCAGCGAUCUGAUGAACUGUCUUCAUGAACGGGCCCGUAUAGAAAAAUCCUAUGCACAGCAGCUCACAGAAUGGGGCAAGAGGUGGCGGCAACUCAUAGAGAAAGGCCCUCAGUAUGGCACACUGGAGAGAGCCUGGUCAGCUCUGUGCACCGAAUCAGAAAAAGUGAGUGAACUGCACAUGGAGGUGAAGACCGCACUGAUGGGAGAGGACUACGAGAAGCUCAAGAACUGGCAGCGCGAUGCCUACCACAAACAGAUGAUCGGGGGAUUUAAAGAAACAAAAGAGGCGGACGAUGGAUUCAGGAAGGCGCAGAAACCUUGGGCAAAAAAACUAAAAGAGGUGGAGACGAUGAAAAAGACCUACCACUCAGCCUGUAAAGAAGAGAAGCUGGCAGCAAGCAGAGAAACCAACAGCAAACUGGAGAGCAACAACAAUCCUGAGGCACAGAAAAAGCUGCAGGAAAAACUAGAGAAGUGUCAACAAGAGGCACAAAAGGCAAAAGAGCGCUAUGAGAAGUCCCUGGAGGAGCUUGACAAGCUAACCCCUCAGUACAUGGAGAACAUGGAGCAGGUGUUUGAGCAGUGGCAGCAGUUUGAAGACAAACGCAUUCACUUUUUCAAAGAGCUGCUCCUGGAAGUCAAGCAACAUCUGGACCUAUCUAGCAAUCACAGAUUUCAGACAAUCUACCACACGCUGGAAGACACGAUUUCUGCUACUGAUGCUGAAGAUGACCUCAAAUGGUUCCGGUCAAACCAUGGUCCAGGCAUGCCCAUGAACUGGCCACAGUUUGAGAAUUUGGAUUUGUCCGAGCCUCGUUCCUUUAAAAGAAGGUCCAUUGUAGACUGGUCUAUAGAUUUGAACCGGACUCUGAGCAGACGAGAAACAAAGAAGAAGUCGUCUGAAGGAGUGACGCUGACUGGGAUCAGUCAGACUGGGUCUGAUCAGCCUGUGAAGACCACCAGCAGCCUCACCAUGCCCACCAUAAGUGAACCGGUGAGCACAAACCCCUUUGACGAAGAUGACGAUGAGGAGGAGGAGGUGCAGACUACAGUCAACCACAACAUUGUCAAUAAAGAAGAAAUAAAUGUUGGUGAAAUGGAGAAAAGUGUAUUGUCUUGCGGCCUCUUGAAACUCUCUUCUUUUAUUUGUGUUGUGGGCGUAGUUUGUCUUCUGUUUUUGCUUGAAAGUUGAUGUCCUUCUUUUCUUUAGCCUCUCUUGACGCGAGUUGGCGUGCUGCAUGGUCACUGAAAUGCGACUACACACAGGACCAUGUUUCUGUGCUUGACUUCUGGUAUUAUACAGUCAGACCACAAAAAAACCAUUCAGCCAACCUGGGACACACACUGCAAAAUGUAAUCGAUGCUUGUACUAAUUUCAUUUGGCAAAACAUUUAAAAUCUGGGUUAAUAACGUUUAUUUAAAGAUGUAACUAUUCUGGUGGAGGAUCUGUCGCAUGCUUGUCUCCAUGGAGAUUUUGCCUAGAAUAUUCCACAGUACAGCAUUGAAGUUUUUUUUCCCCAUGGAGAAAAACAGGUGACCCUGUUAUGCGUAGUUUAAAAUCAUGCGGUGGAGCACUGCAGGCAAAGUAAUCUCCAUAGAGAAAAGCAGGUUGCGGACCCCCACCAGAAAAGUUACACUGUUCUUUAAAAAGUUUGUUUGGUCUAAUUUCACUAAAAUGCAGGUCUCAUAUCCAAUCAACACUUUGGGAACUCCUAUUGUAAAGCUAUACGCAAUUACUAAUAAGCAUGCAGUCUUAAUUGGUUGACCUUAGCAUUAAAUCUCAUAUGAUCUGCAUGUUGUUGUAGUCCAGAGGCUGUAAACGUGUCUGACUGUACAUCAUUUGAGCGCUGCUUGGUGUGUUUUUCAUUUUCUACUUUUGUCUCAGAGAGAAGCUGUCUCUGUGUCUCUGUGGCUCCCUCUUUUGGUCAUGCAGGACAAAUCAAAUGUGUUUGUUCAGUGAUUAUGACUCAUGUUACCUUUUGCUGGCUGUUUUAUUUACAUUGCCUGGUCUCGACUAUUGUGUUAACUAAACUUCACAGCACCAAAAAACAACAAUUUGUCUGGUCCACUAAGUAAGCAUGUUCUUUCUAUUCUUUUAGAAUUAACUUGAUGUUUUUAGACAAAACUAAAUCUUUCCCAGUUUGGUGAAGUUUUAGGUUGUGAUGGUCUUCUGGCUUUCUACUUUUUCCAACUUUUACAUGUAUUACAUUUUUGUAUGUUCUAUCAGCGUCACUUGACCUCCUCGAAGAUCUCUGCUUAAGUGACUGUGUUCUG